This is a messenger RNA of Gossypium raimondii (Peruvian cotton), 649 nucleotides long. RefSeq lists its product as uncharacterized. The transcript is spliced from 6 exons. Gene Ontology annotation, molecular function: RNA binding. The record is from RefSeq and is a predicted model, not a curated record. Lineage: Eukaryota; Viridiplantae; Streptophyta; Magnoliopsida; Malvales; Malvaceae. Bases 120 to 386 code for a protein of 88 amino acids. Gene Ontology annotation, cellular component: U1 snRNP; precatalytic spliceosome; U2 snRNP. Gene Ontology annotation, biological process: mRNA splicing, via spliceosome; spliceosomal snRNP assembly.
AUCCUCCUUUAAAAUGAUCUCUUCUAUUUCAAAUUAGGGUUUUAAGAGCUCAUUUUUUAUCUGUUUAAAACCUUUCGAAAAAGAGGGAAAAGAAAAAAGCGGUCGAGAUUUUCACAGCCAUGGCGAGCACCAAAGUACAGAGGAUUAUGACCCAACCCAUCAACCUGAUCUUCAGGUUUCUCCAAAGUAAAGCUCGCAUUCAGAUUUGGCUUUUCGAGCAGAAAGAUUUGAGGAUUGAAGGCCGAAUCAUUGGUUUUGACGAGUACAUGAAUUUAGUUCUUGAUGAUGCUGAAGAAGUUAACGUCAAGAAGAAAAGCCGAAAGUCAUUAGGAAGGAUUCUUCUUAAAGGAGACAACAUUACUCUUAUGAUGAAUAGUGGAAAAUGAUUGUAGAUCCAGCAGUUAUUUGGACUCGUGAAUGCAAGAUCUUCUUGUCAUCGUAUAGGUCAAUCUACUAUGACAAUAUUGUGCUAUCUUUAAAAACAUGCCUUCGUGUUAGAACAUUCACCUUCUAGGAGGUGCUUCUAGUAUUUCGGACAGUUUACUGAUGCUUUUGCUUAGAUUAACUAAUGAUUUGACAUGUAUGAUUCUGCCCUUUGAUCUGCACUAUAAGAUUUCUGAUUAAGUCGGCAUAAAAAACCCUUAUUUAC